Molecule: messenger RNA, 2378 nt
Organism: Cuscuta campestris
Lineage: Eukaryota; Viridiplantae; Streptophyta; Magnoliopsida; Solanales; Convolvulaceae
Source: the annotation of a GenBank genome assembly
CACUCCACACUCGCCGUGCUCCGGUCGUACCCAUUCGUUUCGUAACUCGGCCUUGGCCAACCACAGGCUCCGUUAAACCACAGAGGCUGUUUCAUUCUCGUACAUCUCCUCCCUCUCUCUCUGGCUCUGCUAGGGUUUCUGAGCCACUAACCGUCUCAACCCGACUAUUGCUCCGUCCUUCCCCUUCCCUGAACGUGCCGACACGUAUAUAUCUUGAAACCUUUUGGUCCUCAACAGAUUUGGAGAAAAGGAAAUCGUUGUCAGUUUGAGGUUGCUUUUGAGUUCGAAAAGAAGGGACGCUUCUGAGCUUCUUUUAUAGUUAAGGUAGUUUUAGCAUAAGCAUUGCUAGAAACAAAAUGGGCAACGAACCUUUUGAUGGUCAAAGUUUGACUGAAAAGUUGUCUAAACUUAACAGUUCACAACAAAGUAUAGAAUCAUUGUCUCGUUGGUGUACUUCUUUCAGGAAGAGAGCGAAACAAAUAGUUGAGACAUGGGAUAAAGUGUUUAAACCUGCACAGAAAGAGCAACGUGUUGCUUUAUUAUAUUUGGCGAAUGAUAUACUGCAAAAUAGCCGUCGCAAAGGAAGUGAGUUUGUCAAUGAGUUUUGGAAGGUUCUCCCUGCAGCUCUUAAGCUUGUUUAUGCAAGUGGUCAUGAAUCUGAGAAGAAAGCUGCUUCAAGAUUGGUUGACAUAUGGGAAGAUAGAAAAGUUUUUGGAUCUAGGGGUCAGACUCUUAAAGAUGAAGUGCUGGGAAAAAAUCCUCCUUUAUCAGUUAGCAAUGUCAAAAACCCAAACCCUAUAAAGGUUAUAAAGAGAGAUAAUAAUUCUCUGAGAAUUAAACUGGCCAUCGGGGAUAUUCCUGAAAGAAUUAUAACAGCUUUCCAGACUCUACAUGAUGAAACCACCAAUGAAAAAGGUGCACUGAACAAGUGUAAAGAUGCUCUUUCUAAUUUCAAAGAAAUGGAGGAAGAUAUUAUGAACAUCUCCUCUCAGGGCACUCCACAGGGAUCUGAAAUGUUAGAUAAGAUCCAAGAACAGGAGGACAUACUUAAGCAAUGUGUUACCCAACUUGAAAAUGUUGAAGAGUCCAGGGUAGCCUUGAUUUCUAAGCUCAGGGAAGCAGCUGAGGAUCAAGAGUCUAAAUUGGAGCUGCUAAGAAGUGACUUGAAGGCUGCUCGUGUGCAGAUUGAACAAGCUGUGAGUUUAAGGCAACGGUUGAGGUCUUCUGUCCUACCCCCAACAGAAUCAGGAGCAGCAUUAACAAGUGAACUAAACUCACAUUCUGUGAUUCCUUUGCCUACAAACCCUCCCCCAAUCACUUCAUCUUCAUUUGCAACCUUGAAUCCAAGCAAUGAGGAAAGCAGCACAAGGGCAACAGCAGCAGCCGUUGCUGCCAAACUCACAGCGUCCACAUCAUCUGCCCAAAUGCUCACAUCUAUCCUAUCUUCCCUUGUUGCAGAAGAGGCUGCUGCUGCAUCUGUUUCAGUUAUGAGCAGCAGCAGCGGAUUGAAAAGAGGCCUUGAAAGUUUCUCUUCUAAUUUUCCAGAGAAGAGGCCCAUGCUGGACAAUCCGGGUCCACCAUCUUUCUCUUCCGAUAACAUGAAUAAAACAAACGGAGGCAAUUCUUCAUCUACAGCCUAUUUCUCUACUGUUACGCCGGUGCAGCAACCAAAUGGUACUACGGUUUCACAGCUCCCCCCUCUACCUCCCCCUCCACCCAUCAUCCCUCCCUCAAGUUCCAGUGCAGCCCAAUUAGUGCAACCCCCAGCUAUGAUUAUGGGGGGUAUGAACUAUGGUUAUGCUUCUGCUUCUGCUGGUACCCUCCCACCCCCACCCUUGCAUAUAACAACCGGACUUGCAAGGCCACCUCUCCAACCACCUCAGCUGCCUGUCAAUGGUGGGUUUUACCCGCCACCCGGAUUUGGGUUUUAUGGACAGAGCCCUCAAACAUCUCCUCCCCCUCCUCCGGUUCCCAGGCAGUAAGUAAACCGCCAUUUGAGAAUCCCUAGUUUACGUCUUUUUAAAAAAAUCCCCCCUUGUUUACUAUGUACAUUAUAUGCUGUGAAGUCAUCUAUCUAAGCCAGAGAAGCGUUUUGAUGUGGAGUUUACCUAUCGGGUUUCACCUCACCCCCAGACAGAUUAGAAGUAAUAGCUUUGUGCCUGAACUCCUUUGUUUGCACCCUUUGUACUAACCCUUAGGGUGCUUUGCAAUGGCCACAUGAUAUAUGGUUAUCUAUUUUGUAGGACUUGUGGUAUAUAACUUUCUUUUGAAGUAGGAAUAGUUAUUAUGUUAUCUAGUUUAAGUUUCUAUACUCGUGUUAAUCUUCACAUGUAAAGUUUUCUUUACUUUAAAUGGGUGACUAACACUUAUGUGUAUUA